Talaromyces marneffei is the source of this 450-nucleotide messenger RNA. RefSeq lists its product as uncharacterized. The transcript has a single exon. Gene Ontology annotation, molecular function: peroxiredoxin activity. The record is from RefSeq and is a predicted model, not a curated record. Lineage: Eukaryota; Fungi; Ascomycota; Eurotiomycetes; Eurotiales; Trichocomaceae. The coding region runs from base 1 to 450 and encodes 149 amino acids.
AUGUCGACAAAUCCAAAUCAUCCCGACAUCCACAAAGUCCUUUUCGAUGAAGGUCUUAAAGUGCGCUGUGAAGUCGUAGGUGAUGACUACGUCGACCGUGCCCUGGCCAAUGGCUCCACCGAAUUCUCUCGUGCUGGUCAAGAGCUGGUCACCGAGUUUUGCUGGGGAUAUGCGUGGACUCGUCCUGGUCUAGAGCGCAAACAGCGUUCACUAAUCAAUAUUGGCAUGUUGAUGGCGCUCAACAGAUCACCCGAAUUAGCGGUGCAUGUGAGGGGUGCUGUUCGAAACGGAUUGACCGAAACCGAAAUCAGGGAGGCUAUUCUACACGCAACCACAUACUGUGGUGUACCGGCGGGUGUUGAGGCAAUGAAGAUUGCGGAAAAGGUUCUUAACGAGAUGGCCGAGAAGGGCGAGCAUGUUCGGGAUUUGGGAAAGAAAGUCACAUUAUAA